AUCGUGUUGACAACGCGGAAGAUCCAGACCAGACGUUACUCGCUGUUAUCUCAUCUCUGAACUCGUUUUAUGACAUUUAAACUAUCUUACUUCGGUUCGAGUAUGUUGUUUUACUAAAUAUUAGCAGUGACAGACUAUGAGCGAUUCAUAAAUAUGGCUAUUAUGUCGGUAAAUCUUUUGUAGCAGUGCUGUUUCUGAACAUUAACAAGAAUAGUGUUAGCAAGUUCUUCAGCAACUCAGGAAAAUGCCUUCUCGUAAUAUUGUGUCGCACGACAUUCCUAACAGCAAAGUUAGGUACUCCAGGUUAGCAACUGACGAUGACGGCUACAUUGAUUUACAGUUCAAAAAGAGCCCACCCAAAGUCCCAUACAAAGCUAUAGCACUGGCCACAGUGCUUUUCUUAAUCGGCUCUCUUUUAAUCAUCAUUGGCGCUCUUCUCCUGGCUGGAUACUUCGGAGUCACUCACUCAGACCGAACAGUGCCUGUCCUUAUCAUUGGGAUCCUUGUCUUCCUGCCUGGAAUUUACCACCUAAGGAUAGCUUACUAUGCUUCAAAGGGCUACCCAGGGUACUCCUAUGAUGACAUCCCAGACUUCGAUGACUGAACCACACUAAGACUGUAGCCUGAGAUUUUCUGUGCUUACAUGCAUUCCUGUUUUGCUUGUACUGCUUAAAAAGUUUUUGUAAAUCAGUGUUCCUCUGGUAGAGUUUUUAUGCCUAGUUCAUUAUUAGUUAAUUUAAGCUGCUAAUCCAUAUUGUUUGAUAUGUAUAUUUGUUUGAUUAGCUUGAUAAAUGAAUAAAACAAUAAUUUCGUUAUUUCCA
Melanotaenia boesemani (Boeseman's rainbowfish) is the source of this 821-nucleotide messenger RNA. It is a transcript of the gene tmem230b, whose product is annotated as transmembrane protein 230b. Gene Ontology annotation, cellular component: endomembrane system; synaptic vesicle. Bases 245 to 604 code for a protein of 119 amino acids. The record is from RefSeq and is a predicted model, not a curated record. Gene Ontology annotation, biological process: synaptic vesicle transport. Lineage: Eukaryota; Metazoa; Chordata; Actinopteri; Atheriniformes; Melanotaeniidae. The transcript has 3 exons.